UCGAGCGUGAAGGACGGACAAGAUGCCGCUGGAAAGUUGUCGAAAGGUGAAUCAAAAAUUUAAACUGUCAUCGAACAGUUUGUCCAAGCAGUCGAUCCCAGGAGUUCCGACGAGACAACCGACCAUCAUGAGCUGCGACAAUCCGUACGAGGGCAAACACGUGGAGCACCUGGUGACCAAGGAUGGGAUCCGUAGUCUGCUGGUGCCGAGCAAGGACACUUCGGUUUAUCCGAUAAUCUGGCCCAAAACCGCCUACCAAAGGUUGCAGAACAAGGCAAAGUUGAAGACCAUGGACGAUAAGCUGAUAGAGAUCAAGCAAAGCGAAAUUGAGAAAAAGAACAUGCUUGAAGAGUCGGAAAAGCGGAAGAAACGUUUCCAGGAGCUUGAUCGUGAGAGACAAGCGAAAGGAGGAACGAUUGGAAAUGUGCUCGAGGAGUUUGGAGAGGAAGAUGCAAGUGGAGCAGCUCAAAAGAUCAUCAAUCGAGCGUUCAUAGCUAAACAGGAACAGGAAGAGGAGGUGAAACGAGCCAACCGGAUCAUCCUGGCGGCCAAGUGUCACAUCAUCCGAGAUGCUCAAAUCGCCGAGAAGCAGGAAAUUCAACGGGAAUUGCGAGCGGAGGAACUUCGGCUGGAGAAGAUUAUGAUCGAGGAGAACGAGAAGGCAUUGCGUGAGGAAGAACGCAAGAGACAGGAGGCAAAAAUGGCUACCAAACAGCACUCCGAGGAAAUCCGGAACCAGUUGCAACAGAAAGAAAAGAUCCAGCUGAAGGAAGCUGAGCGAAUUGAAGAGGAGGCUCGCGUACUGAAACAAGCUCAGAUGGCCAUUACAGCGGAUGAAAAGUUGAACGAGAAGGCCAAAAUCGAUCGUGUAAACCAAAUUCGCGAAGAUCUGAAGAAAGCAUACGAACUUUCCGCGUACUAUAAGCAGUUGGAUUACGAGGAACAACGCAUCGCAGAGUUGAAAGUCCAGGAAUACAUUCGUCAGCGUAACGAACGUCAGGCAAAGCUGGAAUUGGAGAAGAAAAUGGCGGCGGAGAUGCGCGAACGCGAACAGGAUCGGAUGUUGAAGAUUCAACAGAAGCUGCUGACGACCAAGUCGGCAAAGAACGACAUGGAUCUGCGUCGCGGGCAGGAGCACGUUGAACGAGAAUUCCGGCGCCGUGAGAAGGAGAUUGCGAUCAAGAAGCGCCAACUUGAGCAACAAAUUGCGGUGGCUCGAGCUGAACAGCUGGAAGCGGUGAAGCUGGAGCGAGCCAUGCAGAUUGCCCGUGACGAGCUGGACCACAAACGGGCAGUGGAAAAGUACAAGCAAGAAGAGGAGAAAGAAACCAAAUCCAAGCAGAAGCAAUCCCAUUUGCGGGAGAGCUAUCGCGGGGAAAUUAUUCGCCAAAUGAACCAAAAGGAACAGGCACGGCGCGAGUUGGAGCGCAACUUCCGGAAGGAACACGCCGCCUUGCAGGAGCUGGUCAAGAAGCGCGAACUGGCCGUGAAGACGACGAUCUCGAACAAAAUUAAGAUCAUGAAGGAAAGUAAGGUGCCGGAUCGAUUCAUCAAGGACGUGGAACGCCAGCUGAACUUGAUCAAGGGUGACUGAUCAGUGUGAAUUUUCUUUGAUAUCAA
Molecule: messenger RNA, 1620 nt
Organism: Culex quinquefasciatus (southern house mosquito)
Lineage: Eukaryota; Metazoa; Arthropoda; Insecta; Diptera; Culicidae
Product: cilia- and flagella-associated protein 45
Exons: 1
Coding region: 23-1594 (523 amino acids)
Source: RefSeq, a predicted model, not a curated record